AGGGUGCUUGCCGAUUAGCAAUAGUCAUCGAUGAAAAGAGAAGAAAAACAAAAGUACAUUUGAAAUGGAGUCAACUAUUCCAACUAUAGAUCUCUCUCCAUUCUUCAAAGAAGCAAGUACUCAUGAGGACGAAAAGAAGAAGGCCAUUGAGACUAUAAGGCAAGCUUGCUCGGAAUAUGGUUUCUUUCAAAUCAGCAAUCAUGGGGUACCACUUGGAUUGAUGGGUCAAGCCCUUGAUCUGUCCAAGGAAUAUUUUGGGUACACAGAUGAAGAAAAGCUCAAAUCUAGUCCUGGUUCCGGUGCACCUCUUCCAGCCGGUUACAGCAAGCAGCCACAGCACUCUCUAGAUAAGAACGAGUACUUCUUAAUGUUCCCUCCGCACACAGAUUUUAAUGUCUAUCCACCAAACCCACCUCACUUUAGGAAAGUGUUGGAAGAGAUAUUCAUGAAGUUAAGUGCGAUUGGUUUACUUUUGGAGAGCAUCUUGAACGAGUGUUUAGGACUGCCUCCCGAUUUCCUCAAGGAGUAUAAUGAUGAUCGGAGCUGGGAUUUCAUGGCGGCGCUUCGUUACUUUCCGGCUACGGAAAGCCAGAACAAUGGAAUUUCAGAACAUGAAGAUGGAAAUUGUAUUACUUUUGUGUUCCAAGAUGAGGUUGGAGGCCUUGAGGUUUUCAAGGACAAGGAAUGGAUUCCAGUUUUUCCCACUCAAGGCACAAUAGUGGUCAACAUAGGCGAUGUAAUCCAGGUGAUAAGCAACAACAAAUUGAAGAGCGCAACACACAGAGUGGUGAGAACAAAGGGAAGAUGCCGACACUCAUUUGCAUUUUUCUAUAACUUGCAUGGAGACAAAUGGGUUGAACCACUGCCCAAAUUCACUCAAGAGAUCGGCGAGUCACCAAAGUAUAGAGGGUUUUUAUUCAAGGAGUACCAACAAUUGAGAAUGAGAAAUAAAAGCCAUCCACCUUCUAAUCCUCAAGAUGUGAUUCACAUAACUCAUUAUGCCCUCAAGAACUAAAACAAUCCAAAAACUUGUAAUCAUAUGAUUUUUCUUUUGGUUUUCAAACAUUUGGUUUGAGUGACGGUGCUCACUUUUGUUAAGUUAUUUGUAUGAUUAAAUCAAACUCUAAAAGAUAUGGGAUCAAAUAAAUUAUGGGUACUUCUAA
This is a messenger RNA of Humulus lupulus (European hop), 1163 nucleotides long. RefSeq names its product flavonol synthase/flavanone 3-hydroxylase-like. The record is from RefSeq and is a predicted model, not a curated record. Bases 65 to 1015 code for a protein of 316 amino acids. Gene Ontology annotation, molecular function: dioxygenase activity. Lineage: Eukaryota; Viridiplantae; Streptophyta; Magnoliopsida; Rosales; Cannabaceae. The transcript has 3 exons.